GCUCACAUCCUCUGUUUUGCACUCAUUCUUUUCUAUGCUUCAAUCCUGUUACACAGUCUAGAGCAAGGUGUGUGUGUGUGUCUAUGUUGUUGUUGUUUUAAGUGAGUGGAGUGGAGUCCACCUAAUAAAUGAUGUGUUUUGAGAAUUUGCCUGAGGAUAUGUCAAGAGCUAUAUUCUCCCUUCUGCUAUUUGGCACAGCUCUGCAAGGGCUCGAGGCUUUUAAAGUGAUCCACUUUGAAAAGGAAGAGGUAGCUGCGGGCCAGAACAUCAGCCUACCGUGCAUCUUCAACGAUACAUUUGAUAUAAAAAUCAGCCAAAUCGAAUGGCGCAAGAAGCCAAGCUUAAAGCUGGUUGUUCACCAUGUGACGAACGGACCCCACUAUUUCAGGAAUGAUGUUUGGUUGCAAACUGAGAUGGGCGAUAAUGAUACACUCCAGGGCUCGUAUCUGCAGCUUUUCAACACGCAGGUGAAUGACAGCGGGACGUAUGUCUGUGAACUCAUCACAUAUCCGUACGGCUCCAUGAGCAGAGAAACACGGCUCGAAGUUAAAGACGCGGAAGUGACAUGUGAUAAGGACAGCACUCUGGAAGUGUAUGUUGGGGACAAUGUCACUGUUCAAUGUGAAGUUCGUCUGUAUCCUACGGCCCUCUACAAGUGGUUUAAAAAUGAAACUGUGGUGUCAGAGAAUAGCUCCCUGGAGGUUGUGUUGAUGGAUGAAUCUCAAGCAGGAGUUUAUACACUGACGGUCUCCACUGGACACAAGACACUGCAAAGGAGUUUUAACGUUACAGUACUCACACCGACCGAAAGCCCAAGCACAGAGUUGACUACUAUUCUUUCCCAGAAUACAAAUCAUUCAAGUACCGGCGUGGUGUACGUGCCAACCACCGGGCCUGUUGAGGCGUCCUCCACAUUAGAAACCCGCCAAAACGUCUCCAGCUCAGUCCCUGCUACUCAAGCCACGACGGAAAACACUUACACCACCGCAGAGUCCCGCAACGAAUCCUUUACCGUGCGGCCGAUCAGCAGCUCCUCAGCGACGACGUUGGGUUUAGAAACCCGCCGGGGGUCCACUGAAAGGGCGGGCAUUGUCACGGAGGAGCGCGUCCCAGGGGAUGUGGAUCACCAACACACAGCCUCGUCCACCACCACCACCGUAGAGAUUGAGACCGACACCCCGGACAGCCUGACGAGGACAACCGCAAACCUCUCCUCUUCCCGCCUGACAACCGAAGAGACGGUGGUUAUCGUGAAGACAUCAGGCUCUAGGUCUAGUUAUGGGUGGCUGGCCAUCGUUCUGUGUCUGGUCUUGUGUGUCGUGUUCACAGUUCUCUACAGGAGACACAUCGUCCAAAAGAGGCUGGACCGUCCACCUCCGUUCAAACCCCCGCCUCCUCCAUUGAAGUACACCUCACUCAAGCCACAGCAGAUUCCAAUGAACAGCAGCUGCACCUGGCAGGGAGAGCUUGGGGGGCAGUGAUGACUUCAUGUCUCCGUGCUCCCGCAUGUAAAGCGAUAGUUGGUCUGUUGCAUAGAAAUAUGAACAUAUUAUACCCAGACUCAUUCCACACAUAGUUUGUUUCGCAAGAGCAACAUUGUGUGUGCGUGUGUGUGUGUGUUUGUGAGUGUGUGUCUGCAUGUGCGUGUGUGUGUGUGUGUGUGUGUGUGUGUGUGUGUGUGUGUGUGUGUGUGUGUGUGUGUGUGUGUGUGCGUGUGCGUGUGCGUGUGCGUAUGUGCCAAUGUUUGUGUGU
Messenger RNA from Gadus macrocephalus (Pacific cod), 1752 nucleotides. RefSeq names its product T-cell surface protein tactile. Gene Ontology annotation, biological process: inflammatory response; cell-matrix adhesion. Bases 129 to 1481 code for a protein of 450 amino acids. NCBI's taxonomy places the organism in Eukaryota, Metazoa, Chordata, Actinopteri, Gadiformes, Gadidae. The transcript is spliced from 7 exons. The record is from RefSeq and is a predicted model, not a curated record.